CGCCCGUAGAUCAGUGGCGCCAGCGCAACAGAGAGAAGAGCGGAGAAGGAGGGUGAGCUGACGGACAACCGGCCAAGAGUUAGAAAGCAAGCGAUCCAGACGCAAAUUUAUACGGGAAUCUUCUCUUCCCAGCUUCGGGUAGAUAAAAAAAUAGUAACGGCGUCUCGGGUGGCGUGCUUUGCAUCAACGUGCAGGGGCUCACAGCAGCGCUGCCACAGGACAAGCCCCGCUCGCUAAGAGCAGCCAGCUAAGCUGUCAGGCUGGAGUCCGUCAUAAUGGCAGAGUCAGAGACUGAGUGCGACACGCCGGGGCUCGACACCCUGGGCUCUGAGUGUGUCAUACCGCAUAGUCAGGUCACUGAGGUGCACUAUACGUCAGGAUCUGAGAUCAUGGCUCUGGAAGUGAAGCGAGAGCAUGAUCUGGACCACAUUCACGGCGCCCACCUGUCUAAGAUCGACAUGGGCUCUGUUUCUUGUGUGGAUUCCGACCAGAGCAUAACAGAGACGGAUCACGAUUAUUCAAAAGCAGAGCACCAGACAGACCUGCAGUGUUACACCGGGGCUGAAAUCAAGUGUGUGACCAGUGAGAGCCUGCUGGGUGACAUCAUGAAGACGCAGAUAGGUGGGGAAGAUACCACACACAUAAUCAAGGCAGAUGACCAGGCACUAAUGGUGGAGACGGAAAAUGGUGUGGUGAUCCAUGAGGCUCAGAGACUGAUUUGCAAUGAGUGUGGGGAGCUGUUUGACAGUGCCUCUGACCUCCACCAGCACUAUGAGAUUCACAAAGCGGCCGCCCCCUACUGCUGCAUCCAGUGUGGCGAGAGUUUUGCAGUGGAGUCCAGUCUGAGGGAGCACCUAAAAAUCCACUUGAAGGAGAGGCCGUACGGUGCAGGGGUGGAGGUGGUUGGCAAGAGUUGCAUGGAUGCCUUCGGACUGAAGGCCCACUCGCUGAUCCAUACCCCCGAUAAGCCUCACCACUGCUCUGAGUGCGGCAAGAGCUUUGCAGCAGCCAUCACCCUGCGGGAGCAUAUGAAGUUGCAUUCGGAGGAGAAGCCCUACAAGUGCUCACAAUGUCGCAAGAGCUUCAUCCGCCGGCGCCACCUGAAGAAACACCAGGAGAUGCACGCCCGCGAGAAGCCGUACAGCUGUGGCCAGUGCGGCAAGUGUUUUACCGCAGCGUCCAACCUGAAGCAGCACCAGAGGGUCCAUGUGGGUGGUCCCGGCCCUGGCGACAAACCCCACCGCUGCACACAGUGUGGCAAAUGCUUCGCCGCAGCUGCUACCUUGCGGGAGCACGAACGGGUACACUCGGGCGAGAAGCCCUACAAGUGUACCAUGUGCCGCAAGAGCUUUGUGAGGAGACGUCACCUCAAGAAGCACCAGCAGAUCCACUCCGGCGGGAAGCCCUACAGAUGCUCCCAGUGCGAUAAGAGCUUCAACCACUCCUCCUCUCUGUCCCGGCAUCACCGCAUCCACCAGGAUGACAAAAUGUACAGCUGCACCCCAGGGGGGAAAGCAUUUCCAUUUGCCUCGAACCUAAAGCGCAGCAUGCAUCCGGGAGAGAAGCCAUACAGCUGUAGCCAUUGUGAGAAAAGCUUCAAUCACUCGUCCUCCUUGUCGAGGCACCAAAGAACUCACCUAGAUGGACAGACAUACAGCUGCGAUCACUGCGGCAAACACUUCAACCACUCCUCCUCACUGGCCAGGCACCAGCGGGUUCAUCUGGAUGAGAAGGCCGUGUACACGGCUGCCCAGGCAGAGAAGGGCUUCCCUCACACCACUAUCCUGAAACACCAGCGCAUUCUCGACGCAGAGAAGCCCUAUCGCUGCUCCCAGUGCGGGAAGGGCUUCAAUCAUUCAUCCUCUCUGUCACGACACCACCGGAUCCACCUAGACCAGUGAUGCAUGGGUGGGCGGGCAGGUGCGUCCUGUUGGCUCAGGCGCCUCCCGUCACGCUCCACUCCUUAGCUACUCCAGGUAUACGAAGCUGCACCGGAUGAGUGACCCUUCUGACAGUCCAGACUAUUGGGCCGCGACUCGCACUCGAUGUCAGGAGAAAUAACCUUUUGCUGACAGCUUGACGUUGGGUGCCGGGCUGUGUUCAGGCAACACGCAGAUAACCCUGAACACGUCUCGCGUGAGAUUCUGCUCGCGCCUCGCAGAGUGUUCUGCCUGCCCGCCUGCCUCAAAGUUACCAUUGACUUAUCACAAAUUGAUGUGGACGGUGCGAUUUCCUACCUUCCGGUUCUUUGUGGACUGUAAUGGUGUAAAUAGUUUGUCGGUAGGUACUCUGGGUUGUUCUGGCCUGUUUACCUGUGGGGUUGUCAUGUCCCGUUAAGGGGGAUUGUUGAGUGGAUUCAGAAAGCUGUCAGCAAAGGAUUAAGACUCCAAGCGGCACGGAUUCUGUCAUCUGGGUGUUUUCCCGCGUGGAGAGCCCCGGGCCGUGUCCCUUCGAGAUGAGUCCACGCGCCUGCAACUCAGCCCUCUUUAACUUUCUCUCCACAUCUACGUGGCACUUGUCUGCCGAGCGCCUGGCACCGUCCAGUGGCGGAUUGGAUGCUGGCUCGUGCGUGGGGGGGUUGUUGUGAUCCUGUGGCAUUCUGAAAACUCCUUCAGAGAGGCCCCAGCCAGGUCCCUGGUACUGUAAUACCAAAUGUAUGCUAUAACAAUAUGUGGUUGUGUAUAUUAACACAUUCAGAAUAUUCCUUGCAAUUGCUUUGGAAACAAUGAAUUAGCAUUGUAUAGCACAUAGUUAACGUUUAUUCAGAAUACAUUCUACAGGCUAUCCAGUUUGACUGUGUUAUAGAUCGUAGUGUGUACUUAUCAAGACAAAUAGCAUAGCUCGCUUUUACUGAGACCUUAGCAUCUUCAGAUGUCCAAUUCCAUUGGUUUGUGCUUUCUACUUACUGUCCUGUGUACGAUUAUUUUACAUACAUGGGUUUUUUUAGAAUAUCAUUUGGAUUAUUGAAAGGGAAACGAAUGGGAUGUUUUUAUGGGGGUGUGAGCGUUCUUAUUUGCUUUGGGCUAAUUGUGCUUUAGCGCGUAGCAUAGACUUAAUCAUUGUGUUAGAGAUAGGUGCCUUAUUGCAUGCUGUGUAGAAUUGUAUGCCAAGCUGUUGAUGAAAAUAUUUGUAAGGUUUUGGCUAGCUCUUUUUGUUCCUAAACAUACUAACCUAUGUUUUCCUUUGACUUCAUUGAUACGUUUAUUUUGGUUUGGCUUCUAUGUAUAUGAAAUGUUUCCAAUAUGUUACUAUUGUCUUUUAAUUUUCCUGUCUAUUGAUUGGCAACAGUGUAGAUAAUUAGAGUAAGUAAACAAUCUGGUUGGUCCAUACUUUUGAUUGGCCUCUGACUGCAGAGGCCCCCCAUUAUUCCAGCUGUCUCCCAGGUUUGGAGUGACACACGUGUGGAUAAAUAAAGGUUGUUGACUGUU
Brienomyrus brachyistius is the source of this 3428-nucleotide messenger RNA. RefSeq lists its product as uncharacterized. The coding region runs from base 276 to 1901 and encodes 541 amino acids. Gene Ontology annotation, biological process: regulation of transcription by RNA polymerase II. The transcript has 2 exons. The record is from RefSeq and is a predicted model, not a curated record. Gene Ontology annotation, cellular component: nucleus. Gene Ontology annotation, molecular function: RNA polymerase II transcription regulatory region sequence-specific DNA binding; DNA-binding transcription factor activity, RNA polymerase II-specific. Lineage: Eukaryota; Metazoa; Chordata; Actinopteri; Osteoglossiformes; Mormyridae.